AACGCGCGUCUCAAACUCCGUGCGCGGGGAUCCUGCGCGCCCGCUCGCCCAGGCUCCGCCUACCCUGCCCCAGGCCCCACCACCCGGGGACGCCACCAGCGGCCUCGAGCUCCGCCCACUCCGUCCCGCGAACCCGCGUUGCGCGUAGUGCGCCGACGCCUUCGCCGAAGCCCGCCCGCGGGGCUGGUCCAGUCGGUCCGCCUCAGGUCUGUGCCGAGGCCCACCAUGGAAGGGGACGUCUCCGCCGCCGCAGCCGCCCACUACCAGCCGGCCAGCCCCCCGCGGGAUGCCUGUGUCUACAACAGCUGCUACUGUGAAGAAAAUAUUUGGAAGCUCUGUGAAUACAUCAAAAACCACGACCAGUAUCCUUUAGAAGAGUGUUAUGCUGUCUUCAUAUCUAAUGAGAGGAAGAUGAUACCUAUCUGGAAACAGCAGGCAAGACCUGGAGAUGGACCUGUGAUCUGGGAUUACCAUGUUGUCUUGCUUCAUGUUUCAAGUGGAGGACAGAGCUUCAUUUAUGACCUUGACACUGUUCUGCCAUUUCCCUGCCCCUUUGAUACUUACGUGGAAGAUGCCUUUAAGUCUGAUGAGGACAUCCAUCCACAGUUCAGAAGGAAAUUUAGAGUGAUCCGCGCAGAUUCCUAUUUGAAGAACUUUGCUUCUGACCGAUCUCACAUGAAAGACUCCAGUGGGAACUGGAGAGAACCUCCUCCAUCAUAUCCCUGCAUUGAGACUGGAGAUUCCAAAAUGAACCUGAAUGAUUUUAUCAGUAUGGAUCCUGAGGUAGGAUGGGGAGCCGUCUACUCACUGUCUGAAUUUGUACAUCGGUUUGGCAGUCAGAACUACUGAAAUUGACCUCUGGAUGUAGUGCCAUGGAGAAAUUCUAGGACGUGAACAAUCCACCCCUUCAUCUGAGACAGCAAACAUUAUGGUACAUUUGGCUUGGAAUUAUGCUUUCCUCUUUUAAUUCAAUUGAGUUGAAGCAUUAGUGAACAGAAGAAUAAAUAGAAACAGUUUCUUUUUGGUGUGUCAGGUUGAAACUUGAUGUAGUUGCUCAGAUAUUCCUACUGCUCAUUUGUUAAAAAAUGUGAAGACUUAACGCCAGUAAUUGUUAUGAUAAAUGUGUGGACUUUGCGUCUGUUUUGGAUGGUUCGUGUCUCUCCAGCUAUACUGUAAGCUCCUUGAGGGCAGGGCUGUGGCCCGUUGCUCUGUGAAUCUCUAAUGCCCAUAAAAGGUGCCCAUAAAAUGUUUGCUAGUGACUGUGCUGCUGCCUGAAGAGGGCUGACGUUGUGAGCUCAAUCAGCAAUAAGUAUUAGUCUUUCUGGACCAUUCAUUCUGUUCUUAGCAAAGAUUGCAGCCCUCUCAGGCUUAAGUGUUGUUUGGCCUAUUUAUAUAUGUUUUUAAAUAAAAUUGACCUAA
Molecule: messenger RNA, 1419 nt
Organism: Eubalaena glacialis (North Atlantic right whale)
Lineage: Eukaryota; Metazoa; Chordata; Mammalia; Artiodactyla; Balaenidae
Gene: NTAQ1
Product: N-terminal glutamine amidase 1
Exons: 6
Coding region: 226-849 (207 amino acids)
Cellular component (GO): cytosol; nucleus
Molecular function (GO): protein-N-terminal asparagine amidohydrolase activity; protein-N-terminal glutamine amidohydrolase activity
Source: RefSeq, a predicted model, not a curated record